UUAGAGUUCUGCUCAUUAGCUUCCCCUCCCUCACGCCUGAAUCCUAUGCCGUAGUCUGAAAUGAUCCGAUCAGCGGCGUGUCGUUUUAUUCAGCACAGCACCGGUUCACGUCGCCACCUAUUCGUCACGCCAUUUCUCCGCUUCCCCACCGAUGCUUCUUCCGUUCCCCCGUCUCCUCAGAACCCCUUCAUCCAUGAACAGCAGCCGAAUCAAGAAACCCCAAUUUCAGGAGGAGGAGAAGAUCACGGGGCAGCCCGUGAUAAUUGGGGCAACAGAGCGAAAGUCAGGAGCAGCUACGAAGAUGAGCAGGCGAGGGUCCUCCGCGCUGCACUCUCUCACGUUCCAAGAGUGGGAUGGAGCGAUUCGGCUAUGAUUUAUGGGGCGAGAGAUGUCUGCGUCUCCCCCUCCAUUGUGGGUUCUUUCCCUCGCAGGGAAGCAGCGCUCGUCGAGUUUUUCAUGGAUGAUUGUCUGCAGAAGCUUAUUGAUCGUAUUGAUUCAGGAGUGGACUUGAAUGAUUUGAUACUCAGUGACCGCCUAGUUAAGCUUAUUCGAAUCAGGUUAGAAAUGCAAGUGCCUUAUAUAUCAAAGUGGCCUCAGGCAUUGAGCAUUCAGGCUCAACCAAUGAAUCUCCCAACAAGUCUGAAGCAGCGAGCUGCUUUAAUGGAUGAGAUAUGGCAUGCUGCUGGAGACCACGGUUCAGACAUUGAUUGGUAUGUGAAACGAACUGUACUUGGAGGCAUAUACUCAACAAGUGAAGUGUACAUGAUGACUGAUGACUCUCCAGAAUUUCGAAAUACCUGGAAUUUCUUGGAGCAUCGAGUGAAGGAUGCUUUUGAACUUCAGAAAAGUGUUCUGGAGGUUGCUUAUUUAGCCGAGGCAAUUGGGGCCAGUGUGGGCAGCUCCAUGAAGGGAUUUGUUAAGAGGGUGUUUCAAGCCUGAAAGGGGAGACAAAUUCUGUUCCUGGUCAAUUUCUCCUUAAUUGGGAAUAAUAAAUGUAGGUUCCUCAAAAGGUAAAACCAUAUAAUAUGUAAAUAACUGUCCUAUGCUCUGUAGUUUUUGUUCUUCAUCUAGGAUUUUGGCUAAUAUAAUAACAUUAUUCUUUUUCUCCACUGUUAUAUUUGCCUUGCAACUUCUGUGCUAAUGGGUUCGCUAGG
Molecule: messenger RNA, 1154 nt
Organism: Phalaenopsis equestris
Lineage: Eukaryota; Viridiplantae; Streptophyta; Magnoliopsida; Asparagales; Orchidaceae
Product: ubiquinone biosynthesis protein COQ9, mitochondrial
Exons: 6
Coding region: 61-939 (292 amino acids)
Biological process (GO): ubiquinone biosynthetic process
Cellular component (GO): mitochondrial inner membrane
Molecular function (GO): lipid binding
Source: RefSeq, a predicted model, not a curated record